This is a messenger RNA of Mytilus californianus (California mussel), 2701 nucleotides long. RefSeq names its product collagen alpha-6(VI) chain-like. Gene Ontology annotation, molecular function: calcium ion binding. Bases 118 to 1827 code for a protein of 569 amino acids. Lineage: Eukaryota; Metazoa; Mollusca; Bivalvia; Mytilida; Mytilidae. The record is from RefSeq and is a predicted model, not a curated record. The transcript is spliced from 9 exons.
UGUAUAUAGAAUAUAUUUUUACAAGGAAGUCUAAUUCUGACAUCCAAUCAAAGUUAUAUAAGCAUUUAUAAAAGAACAUUGGAAUGUGAAAUAAUAAUUAGAAGAGUAUUCACCAACAUGACACAGACAAAGGCAAGCAGCACCAGCAUGUUCAUUUCACAUAUUGCCUUAGUCUUUACUUUGAUAGAAUUAUCUAACGCGCACUACGCAGAAGUAGAAGCUCCAUGGAUAAUACCACGACGUGAAGCGCACUCGUUCCUCACAGCUCCAACUAGAAACAAAAGAAGUGAUCCCGAUUGCAAUACAAACGAGUAUUAUUGUGAAGCAAACAAAGACAGCUGUAUGAUGCACAACGAACAAUCUCGGGAGCAUUAUUGCGGCCAGGGUCAUACUUGUACUGCAACACAAGCGUGUUACCUAUCUACACCCUGUCCAGCACAUUACGCAUUAGGCUGUACAGAUGACCAGUGUCUGUCUUUUCCAUGCCAUAACGGAGCCACGUGUCAGGACACAAGUACUAGCUAUAACUGUCAAUGUGUUCCAGGCUGGGAUCCAGCAACUAACUGCGCUACUGAUUAUAACGAAUGUCAGUCGGUUCCCUGUUUAAAUGGAGGGUCGUGUAACAAUUUAUUUAAUGAUUUCACGUGUGACUGUACGGGAAGAUAUGAAGGAAGUGUUUGUGAAAAAGAUUGUAGACCAGGUCCCGCAGACAUCGUAUUUGUAGUGGAUACAUCUGACAGUUUGCAAAAAGGUGUAAAUAAAAGCAUCGACUUUAUUAAUCAAUUUAUCAGCAAAGUUCCUAUUGGUCGAAAUGAUUUCCAAAUUGGUGUAAUAGCCUAUAACUUUAAUUCCACAGUACUAUUUGAUCUCGAUGAUUACACAUCGGCUUCCGAUAUGUCAUCUGUUUUGAAGACUGUUAGGGGAGAAGAAGCUGCAACGUACACGGCCACGGCAUUACGGCAAGCUCGAGAGAUGAUAACAAGCUAUUCAAUGGGAUCACGUGGAACAGCAAGUUACAUUGUCCUGAUGCAUGACGGUCUGUCAACAGACAGGAACGAGGCUUUCUACGAGGCGCAGAUAAUAAACUCAAUGGGUAUACGUAUUCUAACAGUCGGAAUUGGUCAGUCGAUCGCAUAUAUAGAGAUGUUGACGAUUUCAAACAGCCAGUUUUAUACGUUCAGCCCAAAUCAUCUAGAUGACAUGUAUAACCAGAUUCUCAAAGAAACAGUGCAUACUGAUUGUACAGAUUGCAACUUGGAGGAAGAUACUCAGGUAAUCAUUCUUCUGGAUACUAACGGCAACCAAACGAUAGACAGUUACAACGAUCGUCUUACAGCCACACGUAACACCAUAGACAAAAUAUUAUCGUAUAACCCAAGUGCUAACAUUGGUAUGUAUUCAUAUUCAGACGAACCGGAAGAGGUGUUUUCUUUAACAUGGUCAGGUGACAAAGAUAAACGUAUCGCAGCAGCGUUACAAAUUGACCUUGACAAUCAUUUAUCAUCAAACCUUAGUCAUGCCUUGCAACAUUUACGAAUAAGUAAUCAGUUCACAUCACUAAGAAAGAUGGUGGUAAUUGUCUCAAAUGGAAUGUGGACUGAUAUGGAUGAAAUAAAGAAGGAAGUCUCGUAUUCCGAAGUACAUGGUAUAGAGGUGAAUGGCGUUGUUGCUGGAGAAGACAAUGUAAUUGAAAAUUUUCAGACCGUUUUGAAUGAUCCUAGUCAAGUGUUUUAUGCAGAAGAUGGCGACUUCAGAGCAUUAGACUCGCUCACUGCAAUGACAAAAUAUUAUGUUUGUGUUGACAAUAUAUUUAGUACACGACAAUAAAUGUAUUACUUAUUUUAUGUUUUUUUAGAAAAAAAAUAUGUUGUUACUUUAUCAUUGUAUUGUUAUGAGCUUAAACAACUCAAGAAGCAAAAACGAGACAGGGUCUUUAACAAACUGUUCUGGUAACAGUAACACAGGUUAUUUUCAGUCGGUAUACAAACAAGAAUCAAACAUGUCUUUAUAUAUCUCUGGUGGAGAGUUGGCAAUCAUACCACAUCUUCUAAUUUUUAUAUAUAAGAAAAAUAUGACAAAUUAAAGUAUCAACUUACCAUUUUAAUGCAAAAAGGACAAGACUAUAAAGAUAACACUUUAUACAUUUAUUGAGUCUUCAUUCGGAACACUCAAAGAUAAAAUUUGAAUGCCAAAGAUGAAUAAGUACUUGAAACCGGAGGGAGAUAAAUGAUCACAAUGGUUCUAUAAAGAACAGUAAAAUUCCAACAAGAUCAAUUAUGUCCGAGGAAGUUGAAACCAUAGACUACUGAGCUGUCGAUACCAUCGGAAACUAGCAGUCCAACAGCAGAGGUAUAUAACAAGUGCUAGUAAAUGAAAAUAACACUCUAGAAAUUUGUUUUGUCCAAAGAGCUUAUCUAGAAACAUCUUUAUAAGGAACGCUCAAAUUUAAAACAAAAUUUUUAAAGAAAAGAAUGGAUUUGUACUGAAAAACAAUAGCAUCUAUAUGGCCAAAAGGGACCUCAAAAGAAUAGCCAAAUCUAUUAUGGUCAACUUUCCUGAGGAAGUUGGAACAUUAGUUUUUGAAAAUGUUUUUUUUAUAUAUCUUUGGAGAAUUAAAGAAAAGACUGUUUUAAUGCAUGUACGUUUUAAAUCACUACUUACUUAACAGAAAUUGACAUGAGAUUAUACAGUGUUUAAACAA